UUCAACAACAAAUGCCACGCCCCCAUCGUCUUAUAAGUCAGAUCUAAUUUGUAUUGUUAAGAGUUAAUUUCUUAUACAGCGUAUUGUAUAAAAAAAUAUUAUUGGUCAAAAGCUAUUUUAAAACACUAGGGGUAUAUGAUAUGAAGUUAUCUAGCACAGAAUUCAGUUGAAACUGAUGUAUCUGUCAAGACAUCUUUGAAAUAGACUGUGGGAAAAAAAAAUCAGCAAGUAGAGGAUAGAUAAGAUGCACUGAUGCUCACUUGAUGAUACAUGAUGCCUUAGUGCCCUUCAGAAUUGGUAAUAAUAAAUUAUCAAGGUUACAAAAUGGCAUAAGUUAUAGAAUUUAAAGAAAUUAAUUGCUUUCUCUGCUGAUGGAAAGAAAAAAAAAUCUAAAAAUGGAUGAAGCCAAUGAAGCUAUUACAAACUUAGGAGGUGUAACCACAGAAAGUAAUAAAGACAAUACAACCAUAACAAAACAGAUAUCUUCUGAUGAUCAAAAAGAGAAACCUCUGGAUAAAGAAACUCUUCUGCUUGCUGGCACUCUCAUUCUUGAUGCCAAAGGAGGAAGAAAUUUAGAAUACAUUCUGAGGGAGAAAUAUGUCAGAUCCUACAUUUGGUAUAACUCAUUUUAUCUCAGAUGGGCUUUGUAUUUCUGUUUAGCUUUCAAUUUAAGCCUUGCUCUAUUCGAACAUCCAGCAGUACCUGGUGCAUCGAUUCCAUAUUGGGGAACUAUGAUUAUGGAGUUAGUGUGUCUGUGUUAUUUUACCUUCAGGCUGUCUCAUGCAUUUUACUUCCAGUAUACUAAAGUUUUUUUCAAAGAUGCUAAAAACAUUUGUGUGCUUGUUAUGAUUCUGUUAACAAUACUAGACAUGAUAAGUUACAUUAUUUGGAGCAAUGUGGACACUGAUGUUCCUCCCGUUAGGUGGUCCAGACCACUGCGUCCAUUGUUUAUCAUUAAUUUUCCAGAUGGAAAACAAAUCCGCCGAGCCUUCAGAAACAUACGACGAACUAUCCCAGACAUUGUAAACGUUCUUAUUCUGUUUCUUAGCAGUGUUUUGUUAUUUGGACUGUUUGCUUUGAAACUUUUUAAUAAAAGAGGCUUUAAAUAUCCAAAUGGGGAGCCUUAUUUUAGCAAUUAUUUUGACAGUAUCUGGGAUCUUUAUGUCUUGGUGACUACAGCCAAUAAUCCAGAUGUUAUGAUGCCUGCAUAUGAUGAAAGUAAUUGGUUUGCUUUGUUCUUUGUUAUCUACUUGAUUAUCUGUCUCUACAUCUUCAUGAGUAUUGUGCUGGCUACAAUCUACAACAACUACAAGAAAAACUUAAAGAACGAGGUUAAACAAGCAGUUUUUCAAAAGCGUAAAAAAUUAGCUAAAGCAUUUGAUCUUCUGAAAGUGAAACACAAUCAUCAUGAAUUCGUUUCAUAUUCCCGAUGGACACAACUAGUCACCAUCAUACUGCCUGGCCGAUCUGAGACACACACUGACCUUUUGAUGAAAAUACUUGAUCAUGACAAUACAAAUGUUUUAAGCAAGAAAAACUUUCUGAACUUAGCUGACCUUCUACAGGUUCAGCUGACUGAAGUUAAAGAUCGACUGACGCUAUUAGAAAAACAUUUUCCAUCCAUUUAUAAUCAUCGCAUUAGUGAAUAUUUCAAGUUUUUUGUCAGGCACAGAGUAUUUCGCUAUUGGUUUGAUUUGCUUAUAAUUGUGAAUGCUGUGUUUAUAGCCAUUGAUUUGGAUGCAGCAGACUGGUUUUUCUUGGCCAUGUUCACAGUUGAAAUUCUGUCAAAACUCUAUGUUUUAGGGGGGAAAGAAUUCAUGUCCAGAUUUUGGAAUAUCUUUGAUGUUGUUAUCAUUGGAGGGGCAUUUGUAGCAACCAUCAUUGAAUAUUUAGACUUUGAUAAUAAGGAAAGUAAUAUAAAAGACAUACUUCUGGUUCUUAGAGUUGUAAGAUUGAUCAAAUUAUUUGGCAGCAUCAAAAGAUUCAAAGUUAUCCUUCAAACGCUGAUAAACAUUGGACCCUCUUUUUUCACUUAUGGCGGAGUUAUUUUUGUUUUCUAUUAUUUCUUUGCCAUUGUUGGCAUGGAGAUCUUCAAUGGUUAUAUAACUUACUAUGGCUAUGACAGUGAGAUGCCAGACACAGCUUUUUGUGGCAACGUCAAGUUAAAUAACUCUAUCUUCUACCGUGAGCACUAUUGCAACAACAACUUUAAUGACAUACUGAAGUCUAUGGUCGUUAUGUUUGAGUUGACUGUUGUUAAUCAGUGGCAUGUUAUUGCUUCUGGAUUUGUGGCUGUCACCAGCAAGGUUGCUCGACUCUACUUUUUUGUUUUUCAUCUAAGUUGUGUUGUCAUCAUUUUGAAUAUUUUCACUGCCUUCAUACUGGAAGCUUUUAUUCUUGAAUACACACUGCAAACAGUGCCUAGAUUAGAGUCAGUGGUGGAAUCAAAAAUCAAAGAGUUGGGUCUGGGCAUUGGCAUGAAAACACGUAAACAUGCCAUUCAAGGGCCUAGUGGAGAUGAAAUCAUACUAGUGGAAGAUGAACAGACUGAGGACACAGAUGAAGUGGAUAACCAGCAAGUUGAAACUGAGGACGUAGAUAACGAAAUAGAUCUGUCCAAGGAAAAAGGAUUAAAGUUCCACUUGAAAAAACACAGUCGUAAAAAAACAGAAGUCCUUCUGCAACAAAUGUUUCAAGGUGAGCUUGAUGAUGACGAUGUUGAUGACAUUGAAACCUACAGCAAAGAAAGAAAGCUAACUCUUGAAGCAUUUACUUAGCCAGGAAUGACACGCUAAAGUUUUUAACUACAGUUCUUCAAAUACUCAAUUUACUCCAAUCUAUACUCAAAAUUUAUAAUUCCUUUAGCAUGAUUUUUUACAAUGUAAAUAUUAUGAAGUCAUAUUUAUUUGCUUAAUACCAGUAUUAUGUAUUUAUCAAAGAAGUAAUCACAAUGCUUUGAUGUUGUUAUUAUUUAAAAGACAUUCCAGUUUUAUUUGUGACUAUAGUAAUGAUGGCCAUUCUGGUUGCUGUUUUAACGACAUUCCAGUUCCAUUUGCUAAUGAUUACCUAGUCGUUAGUGGUUGGUGAUGUUGUUUUUUUAUAACAUUCCAGUACCCCCCCACAUACACACACAGUAUUGUAUUUGUUGAUGAACUCUUUUGUUGUUAUUGUAGAAAUGACAUUCUAGUUUUAUUUGUGAUAACAGUAAUGAAAGCCAUUCUGGUUGCUGUUUUAACAACAUUCCAGUUGUAUUUGCUGUCGAUGACCUAGUGAUUGGUGACGUACCCAGUACUGUAUUUGUUGAUGACUACCUUAAAAUAUUACGAAAUCAAAAGCUGUUGGUGUUGUUUUAAUGAUAUUCCAGUUCUGUUUGCGAAAGUUUAACCUAGUAACUUACUAUACAAUUGUGAUGCAAACACCAACAGCAAGAUUAAAUUGUCUAUACAAAACCUAUGUUCUUGUCCCCUCCCUCCACUGUUACAUUAUCUCAAUGGAGUUUCUCUUCAUGGUCCUAUUGUAGUAAAGUUCUGUUUUAUAUUUCAAAAUGAAUAUAUAUUAGUGAUUUAUUUAUUUAUUUUUUUUAUUUUUUUUAUUAUAGCUUUUAUAUAGCGCUACUUUCAUGCUUAUAGCAUGCUCAGAGCGCUUUUGGUCCAAUAUCUUUUGUGGACAAGUGGGGGGGAGGGGGUAUCUAGGAGUUGGUUUUCCGUGCUGCCUUUAGGCGCUCAGUAAACACAACUCUGCCCGAGUCGGGUGUCGAACCUCGAGCCCCCUUCUAGGUAGCCAAGUUCAAGCACACUUGGCAUCUCGACCACGCUUACCAAAGUUGUAACUGUAUUCUAGUUGUCAUUUUUUUUUUUGCAUCACUGCCAUGUAACUGCAGUCAAUAGAUUGUUGUCUAGCUGUAUCAUCAGAUGACUUGCAGUUGACAGAUUAUCAUGUAACUGCAGUCAAUUUAUUAUUUUUCUUUCUCAGCUGUAACAUCUAAAAUAUAUCUAAAAUGAAAUGGUGGUUUCCAGAUUAAGCAUUUGUGGUCUCAUUUUUUUCUUGAAAGGGAUAUUUUAGAACCAGUAGUACAGCCUUGAAAGUUUAUUUGUCUUUUUAUGGUACAAGUUUGUCUUUUUAUGAUGCCACUUCAAAUGGGGGGGUGGAGGGGGGGGGCUGAAAUGCUUGUUCUGUUUUGUCAUCUUCAAAAACAUUUGUUGCCUCAUCCAUUUCUACCCUGUUCAGGUGUAAAUAUUAAUUAUUGAUCAUCGAAAAAAUAGAUUGUACAAUGCUUCAUUUCAAGAAUUUGUAUUUUAAAGUUUAUUUUCAAUUACAUUUUUCAUCUCUUCCAUAUGGAGCAAUAUUUCUGACUGCUUAAACUGCUUUUUUUUUUAAUGUUUAUUGAUGGUUUUAUUACUCUGGAUGUGUGUACCAGCUGAGAUCCAUCUCAAAAUAGUCUCUUUGUUGUUAAUGUUGAGACUCUUUUAUAUUGCAAACAUUUCUUCAAAGAAGAAAAUAUUUAUGUCAAGUGCUGUCUUGAGUUACUUGAUUUAGAGAGCAUCAGUUUCUUAUUCAGAAAUACAAUGUUUGCUUAGAAGGACUUUUAUAAAGAUUAUAUUAUUUUCUGUUUCAAGUGCUGCAUAUUUGUGUGUCUAUUGGGCUUCAGUUUUAGGCUCAGUGUUUCACUUCAUGUAGAAAGUGAUGUGUCAGUGUUUCACUUCAUGAAGAAAGUGAUGUGUCAGUGUGUAACUUCAUGAAGAAAGUGAUGUGUCAUUGUUUCACUUCAUGAAGAAAGUGAUGUGUCAGUGUUUCACUUCAUGAAGAAAGUGAUGUGUCAGUGUUUCACUUUAUGAAGAAAGUGAUGUGUCAGUGUUUCACUUCAUGAAGAAAGUGAUGUGUCAGUGUGUAACUUCAUGAAGAAAGUGAUGUGUCAUUGUUUCACUUCAUGAAGAAAGUGAUGUGUCAGUGUGUAACUUCAUGAAGAAAGUGAUGUGUCAUUGUUUCACUUCAUGAAGAAAGUGAUGUGUCAGUGUUUCACUUCAUGAAGAAAGUGAUGUGUCAGUGUGUAACUUCAUGAAGAAAGUGAUGUGUCAGUGUUUCACUUCAUGAAGAAAGUGAUGUGUCAUUGUUUCACUUCAUGAAGAAAGUGAUGUGUCAGUGUGUAACUUCAUGAAGAAAGUGAUGUGUCAGUUUGUAACUUCAUGAAGAAAGUGAUGUAGACAUUGAUUUCUAUUCUUUCAUCUAUCAAGACCAGGAUCGCUCUGGUGAUUUGUUUUAUUUUACAGCUCCUGUCAUCCACAAACCACUUUUUGUGCUCCAUUUUGUUUUAAUUUGGUUACAGAAAGUCAUGCUGUAGCAAUUCUAUAUAGUUUUUUCAGGACACACGAUUCAUUCACAGUUUGUAAAACCUAUUUUUGUCUAUUAAUGUCCGCCUUUUGUUGUUUUUUUUUUGCUUUUAAUGUUGCAUUUUCCAAGUGAGUUUCAAACUGGUGAAGGCUGUAGCUUUUGCGUCACUAGAGAGCUUCUCAAUUUAUCAAGAGAUUUCCAUGCAUAAAUUCUUUGUGCUAAUGUUUGUAAAAUGUUUUACACGUUUCAGAUGUUCCUUCACAGUUGAAGAUAAUUUACUUCCUAGUCCAAACCUUCCACAGAAUGAGGGGGAAUGGGAGCGGGCAGGAUUUAAACCCAGGACCAUCAAUAAGUCCCAACGACGGUCCAGCACGCAAACCACACAUAGGCAUAGUCAACUGCAUAAUAUUUAUUCUUGACUUUCACUGGUAAAUUUAGUUUCAGAUCGUGAGUAUAAAUUCAAAGAGUGGUAAUUGCACAACUCAUCAUUGGGGAAAAACAAUUUCUUGUGUUUACUGUACAGCUUCAUUUACUUUGCAUGACAACUAUUGCUUUGUUUAACAUUGAUGAUUUAUUGUCAUCUUGGAGUGAAAACAAACUAAAGAUGGCACAAACAUGAAACAUUUAACAGCAAACAGCUCUAGAAUUAAAUAGUUUUAUGUAGAGAAUAUACAGUAAAAUAAAGAUUGGCUUUAACCAGGGCACAAACUGCUUCUCAUUUUGAAACUGUUUAUCUAGAAAUAUUGUUACUUUUAAUAAGUUUGUUUUUCAAUGCAUAAAACUCUGAGAUUAACAAUGAAAAUAUUUUCUUAAUUAGUGUAUAUAAAACUAUAUAUUUAAAGAACAGUCAUCUAUGUAUUACUAUUCUGUUAUCUUACACUUACAUCAUAUAAUUAUUUCAAAUAAAUUUGCCUUGAGAUUAUUCUAUGUCAUUUUUAAGUAUUCUUUAUCCUGCUGGUAUGUACGAUUUUGUUCACUUGCAUUUUAUUACCACUUACUUUUUGUUUCAUGUUUAAAAAUGUAUAUUUGUAUUUCUUUACAAAUGAGCUCAUUGCAACUUGUGAUAACCAGGGAGAGUUGUCUCAGCAUGACCUUGGUCACAUGACUUCUUCUCACUAUGGCCAAAGAAUUGAUGUAGUCUACUAAAUAAAUGUCUUUGUUCUUACAUUUAAAUUUGUCUCAUAUGUGCCCUUGGUUUUUUUUCCCCCACUCAUGCUGGUCAUUAUAUAGCUAAUAAUUUAUUUUUUAAUACAAUGACAUCAUUGUUGAGUAUUUCAGCAUUAUCUCACCUAACUAUGUAGUUAAUAUUUGUUCAGCAUUGUCUUUACCUAACUAUGUAGUUAAUAUUUGUUCAGCAUUAUCUCACCUAACUAUGUAGUUAAUAUUUGUUCUAUAUUGUCUUUACCUAACUAUGUAGUUAAUAUUUGUUCAGCAUUGUCUUUACCUAACUAUGUAGUUAAUAUUUGUUCAGCAUUGUCUUUAACUAACUAUGUAGUUGAUAUUUGUUCAGCAUUGUCUUACUAACUAUGUAGUUGUUGUUUGUUCAGCAUUGUCUUUACCUAACUAUAUAGUUGAUAUUUGUUCAGCAUUGUCUUUACCUAACUAUGUAGUUGUUGUUUGUUCAGCAUUGUCUUUACCUAACUAUAUAGUUGAUAUUUGUUCAGCAUUGUCUUUACCUAACUAUGUAGUUGAUGUUUGUUCAGUAUUGUACUUUAUUCAGUAUUAUUCUUUAUCAUUAUUCAUUUUUACUUUUGUUUUUUUUUGUAUCAAUAUGAUAGCUCAUUUAUUUCUUUGCAUGUCAAAUAAAGUUAAUGGAAUUGUCCAUAACUAAUAAUUAAUGCAUUUUAAUAUUUAUGUUUUUUUUUUUACUUUAUUUUUUACUCACAUUUUAUUAUAAAUGCCAAGUCAUUUUUAAACUAUAAACUAAAUGUUAUUUAAACAGUCGAUUCUUACUACAUACCAGGUCAGACAAAUGUUCUUUAUUUAUGUUGUCCAAAGAUUAUGGAAAUUGUUCAUGAACUUAAUACAGAUUUUUAAGAGUUUUGUAUUGUGUGUAGCUAUCUGAAUAAUUUUUACGUCUUUUUCUUGUUAAAAUUUUUAAUUUGAUGCAGUUUAAAUGUAUUCAUAAAAAAAAUUAAGACUGGUUGAUUUUUUUUAUAUUUGAUUGUCCUUUCUGGUAUUUUAUUAGGUCAUUACAGAGUUUGAUGCAGGAGGGUGAAUCCAACAAAUGUUUCCAUAAAAUAAUUUACCCAUU
Biomphalaria glabrata is the source of this 7582-nucleotide messenger RNA. RefSeq names its product two pore calcium channel protein 1-like. Bases 372 to 2777 code for a protein of 801 amino acids. The record is from RefSeq and is a predicted model, not a curated record. Gene Ontology annotation, biological process: transmembrane transport; monoatomic ion transport. NCBI's taxonomy places the organism in Eukaryota, Metazoa, Mollusca, Gastropoda, Planorbidae. Gene Ontology annotation, molecular function: monoatomic ion channel activity. The transcript has 21 exons. Gene Ontology annotation, cellular component: membrane.